Molecule: messenger RNA, 877 nt
Organism: Dermacentor albipictus
Lineage: Eukaryota; Metazoa; Arthropoda; Arachnida; Ixodida; Ixodidae
Source: RefSeq, a predicted model, not a curated record
ACAGGACACUGUUGACCUGCACAACUCCAACACGAGAGACUCGGAUUCCUGAUGUGUUUCGGGUUUAUUGUCAUCGACAAAGCCAAAAGAAAAAGAGAAAUCCGAAAGCCAGUCCAGUUCCUUGCCUCCGGUGAUGCAGGCUCGUUUUCGCUGGCUGGCUGAAGAUCGCAAGAACGUUGACACGAGGCUUGACAGUGCAUUGAACAUGAAAGGAUUUGAGAACUUCAAGUGCUUCAUACUUCUCUACACAACAUGUGUUCCUAUGCUAGCAUCAUCGGCAAUGGCACAGAUAUCUCUGAAAACUGAACAAGACAAAAACAUGCAGAUGGCCCUGGCGUUGGUCUUCCAAGCGGUGGACAACUGGGUAGAUGCUUACGGCGGUUCCGAACCAGAAUUGGUGCUUGGACACUUCAAGCAGCUGGUCGACGAGUCUUUGGAACAGCACGAAGCACUCGCACACAUUGAGCUUGAAGAUGAUGAUGACGAAGGUGACGUGGGAAGGUCGCACGGAUUUGGCAAAAAGUUGAAGAAGUGGAGGAAGAAAUUGGAGAAGAGUAUAGGUGGCGCAGCAGAAGCCGCCGUCAGCAGCAAGAUCAUCGGUGCAAUUACAGCGGCUAUCUAGUGCAGAGUUAGUUUACGACGAGUUUCUUCGAAAAUCUUUCGAUAGUUCACAUCGAUACAUUUCGUGAAAGACGACGUAACAAUUGAUCUCCUCUUGUCAGAUUCAGAAGCUGUUUAUGCUAUUCAGGAGAAUAAAUGUUGAAUAAGAAGAAUAUAAUUCCGUUACGCAAAAGUGCGCCAUGAACUUGAAUAUUUUUUGACGUUUACAUUCAAGUAUUUCAAGGUGAUGUGACCUGAAUAAAAAAAAGAAAUUUUG